Molecule: messenger RNA, 1555 nt
Organism: Lindgomyces ingoldianus
Lineage: Eukaryota; Fungi; Ascomycota; Dothideomycetes; Pleosporales; Lindgomycetaceae
Exons: 1
Coding region: 256-1077 (273 amino acids)
Source: RefSeq, a predicted model, not a curated record
AAGCUCUCAUGCUCUUGCUUUGUUCUUGCCAGACAUCAUCAGCAGCCCCAGAUCCCCCAUGUAAACUCUCACGGCCGACUGCACGACCGAUUGAUAGUGUCAGAGUCAUAUCUACUCCCAAAACGGCCGUGUCCGACCGGCCGACCGACGGAGCUGCAAACUUCCCCUCACAAACGGCAACCUCCCCUCGCAACCCGCGUCCACGACGAGAAAUCCUCGUCCUGCGCGUGCAGCUUGUGGCCCUGGGCCGUCCCAAUGGCCGCAUUCAAGAGCGACCCUUCCCGCCACGACGCGAAACCCGAACAACAAGCCACGACAAGCUCGGCCCGUCUGGCGCGUGUAGUGCAGGAAUUCGAGGAGCUGGUCGCGGGCAUCGAGGCAUCGUUGUUGCGGUCGCUGGAGGAGGAUGCCUCGCAAUCACGAGCACCAGACCGCGAAUCGGGAAGGAGGAGACAAGAGGUUCGGCGCCUCGCUUGCCGACUCGCCCUUUCCGAACUCAACACGGCGUACUCGCGCAAGCAGAUCCGGGACUCGCUCUGGGCAGCCGAAGCGCAGGGCAAGUGGGCCGAAGACCAGCUGCACCUCACCGGCGGUGCCGACGAGGACUCAGGCCUGGGGAAUGUGUGCAACGGCUAUUUCCGGCUGUACUCGACGGAGCUGUUCGACAUGCUAGGACAACCGGUAGACCUGCGCUUCGGCACGUUACGAUUCUAUACCUCCACUGCGCCCGAUUCACCCGGCCUGGAUCAAGAAUCGCGGUCGACCAGUGUAGAAUUAGCCCUAAAUUCUGCCUUCUACAUCGCGGACUCCUCCGAAACCUUGCCCUAUCACCACUUCAACAUCCCAGACUCGCCGUCACUGCAAAACAGAGGCAUCUUGAGUAGGAGAUGGGAAGAUGGCGGUACCUUUCCGGAGUUUGACUCGUGGCUUCUCUUCACCUUCCUCGGAAAUGGCUGCCUUAAAGUAGAGAUUCCGAUCGAGAUGUGUGCGGAUAUUUACGGAGGUGCGUUGAACGGAAGAGAGAAUGAAGAGGUCCUCUUCUGGGGCGUUCUCGUCGAAGACGAGGCUGGCGGGUAGGCGAUUGAAAGCUUCCUCAAGUCGCGGGUGCUGGUGAAGCUACAGGCGGAGUUGGGCGGAGUUUGGCGUUUGGAAGCGCCAUUGGGUUUGUAUUGAUGAACGGGUUUUCCCUUUCGCGGUGGACAAGCGUGCAAGGACAACGCACCUACGACGACUAACGAAUUUCCUUUUUUUCUCCUCCAUUCUAUGGCCGGGAGACGCAGCCGGGCGUCUCGCUUGUCCUGCCGACUGAUUCCUGUUCUUCGCCAAAAGAAUCAAGACAAACUGCCUUCUUUCAUUUAUUCUAGGAGGCUGCAUGUGCUUAGCGUUUAUUCUUCUUUUCGUCGUGCAUAUUGAAAGAUGGAACGCCAUUGGGAACGGAUGGUCCAGGAAGAAACGGCAACACAAUCCAAGACCAAGAACCUGGAGUUUGAGUUUGAAUUUGAGACCAUGGGAGGAUUUCGGUUUGCAUCGUCUGUGUAUCUUAUGGAACCUAUCG